AUGCGUUUCAGGGCUAAAGCUGUAGGCGAGCCAACAGCAUCACCUCGCUCUGGAACAACGACAAAAAUUGACUCGUCAUCGUCAUCCCAGCGAACUUCAGUCACAAAAGCAAAGCUCUUCAAGCAAGUAUAUCCACUCCCUCUCACAACCACAGUCAAGUCUACAACAAAUCGAACAAGCGACACGUCUUUCAAGCAAGUUGUUCAGCAAAUCAUAGCACACAUUGUCAACUCAUCUCGAAUCGAUGACUUUCUCAAGAGUAACAUUAGCGAUAUCUUAGACGAUCCAAGCAUUUCAACGGACCAGCUAGACUAUCCAGUCUUUAGAUCACAGUUUCACGCUCCAAUUUUUGAAUAUUUCUCGACACUUGUAGCCAGUUAUGAUUCAGUAGAGACUGGGACUACAACCACAAAACCUUCAAUGGAAAGUGAUCUCCCUUUCAGCAGCGGUCGUGUAGAAGAAAGUACUUCUGUUUCCCCUCAGUACUCCGGGGAAUCUGUUAUUAAUUCUGGACUGGUUUCGAGUGGCACAAUUGAUAUUGAAGAAAGACCAUCACAAUUUGCGGUAGCACCUAUCUGGCCUCAAAAUGUGUCAUCUCAUACUUCAGUUUCUCCUAAUGGAUCAAUCAUCGAGGUGAUGAAAGUCACUGAGAGAAUGGGACUCAAUACUGCAAGUAAUCCACAAGACCCAGCUUUUGUGCUGUUGUUGAAUGCGGAGCAGGAAAACGCCAUAAGCGUCACCAAACCAACGUUUGACUCACAAGCCCAAAAGAUUGAAAAUUCUACUCCUUCCUUCCUUUUUAGUAGCAGAAUAGAAGAGCUCAUAAGGGUAGCACUGGAGAAGUUAUCACUCAACACCACUCAGCCCUCACGGUUUACGAUUUCCGGAGUCGCUCCCAAACCGGAAGCUCGUCAACCGAAGCUCCACAUCGGAUCAGCUUCUUCAAGCACUGAAGGAUUAGGCCAUAAUCCAAAAGGUUUAUCUGCUUCGGCAAAGGUUGCGAGUAGCUCACAGUCUGAAACAGCCACAACUUCGUCUGCUUUGCCAAUGCGCUCAAGUACACUAACCAUACAAGAACUCCAGAGAAAGUCUUCAAGAAAUCCAUCUUCUUCGAAUAAAUCUACGAAAAUUCCUCCUAGUGCCGAAACCACCACUACAGUUGUCAUGCGAACUGAGGCGUUGCCCUCAAAUGUCGAAGAGCAUUCUGAUAAUACUUCACAAACUAGUAAUAAUGUGACGAACGUUACGGAAAGUGCGCCCUCUGCACCUAUUGCAGCUUCCACUAUCUUGUCAAAUACAACAAGCGCGGCUCCUACUAGUAAAGGCUCAGGGGCUAGACGGAAUUCUACGUCGAGGGACCCUGUGAAAAAUUUUCCAAGUUUUCUUGCAAAAGCAGCUGUGGUCAAGCCAAGGAAAAAAAACUCGCCGGAUGUUGAGAAAGUCGAAAAAACUACUUCUAACAGCUCUAUCGGUGGUUCCCACUUUGAAUCCUCCAUAAGCACGACCACUCCGCCGUCUACACUCAAUGUUGAAUUUGUCACAACGGAAUUUCAGAGCACCUUCAGAACUCCACCUACUUCGAGCUCCUCUUCGGGUAAUUCUUCAGUUGAUCUUCAAUCUACAGUUUCUGCAAUUCUCAGACGAAUGCUCCAACGUGUCGCUACUAUGGAAGAGCAACUUGGGGACAUUCCAUCAAGUUCUGAUCUUCUCCUUAAUUCCUCACUUCUUGACCGUGCUGGAGCCACUGCUGGCCUUGCAAGGAGCACAACUGUCACCACUCCAGUCAAGCAAUUAGCUGAUUUCUCACAGAACACUUCCGUUCUGAAGAACUCCAGUGAAAACUCUGAAAUACAAAGUCCAAUGACUACCAAGGUCACACUAAUGAGAAAAGUUACACACAUCGAAAAAAACUUUGAUAAUACCUCGCAAAAUGAAACAGGGUCUACAGUUUCUAUGUAUACCUCUCAGUCUGAGCCUUCGUCUGUAGUAACCGUCCCAUCAACCACUGCAAGUCUGGGAGAUGUUGAGAAAGGUCUCGGUAGUACUUCACAAAAUUCUGUUGGCCCAAUAAUUCCUACGAAUGAUUCACAAAUUGAAAAUGCAUUUGUGACAGCCGUAACAGUGCCUAGCAGCGGCAUGGCACUUAUUGUUUGCACGGAACAGUCUAGCACUUCAGCAGAAAAUGUAACUGAUUCAGGAACCUGGGCGGAAAAUGUAGAUAUAUCCACGUCGACAACGAUGGCAAUUAACAGCAUUGCAGAUUUCAGAAAUGUUACAGCCACUGUACCACCGGGAACUGGAGAACAUAAUAGAAAACGAGCUGAAAAGAACCCGGAGCCUCGUCUGAUAGUCAACAUCAACGCAAUAACAGAGGAUGGUGAUGUCACGAGGGACAUUAAGAAUAAUAUUGCUGAACCUAUUUUGCAUCGCAAACCUGGAGAGUCUCUAACAUUGGAAGAACGCGGUAGUUCGCUUUUUUCGAGAUUUUCUUCACGAUCAAAGAUACCAGAAGAGCCAAUACUGAAAACUCUGGCGGAGCCUACCUCUUUGAAAAAUGUUAGCUCGAAUAAAAAUAAAUCAAGAGCGUCUCUAACAGCAGUUACGCCUCCGACGCAUAGGAAAGCGCCAGAUGGGAAGAUGUCCGUCGUGCACUCAAUUACUAAUGCAACUGCUAAGAAAAACAAUGAUCGCGCAGAAGCGGGCAAAACUAUGGAGCUUCCUUCAAGAUCAGCCCAUAGAGCCACAAAGUCCACAAUAACUGCUGGUGAGAGCUCGUCCCUCAAAGGGAAGAAGAACGUUAAACCAUUCUCGAAAGCUCAUUCACGUUCAUCUAAAAGCAUGCGUGGAAUUAUGGCGGAGAUGGUGAACACUGUGCUGGAAGUGCAUACGAGUGGGCCCACCACGAAUGUAUCAUCACUCGAGCUCCUUCAGAAUGAUAGCCCUAAUCGAAGUGCCCAGGAGAUUGUCCGCAAUAAAAACGUUGGAAUCACUGGUACUAGUUCAAAUGCCAUAAGACGUCGGAAAAAUGUGGUAGCACAGAAGAACCAUCGCACUCCACAGUUCAUUCUGCGAAGAAACUCGUUGCUGAUCCCUAUAAUAAAGCCUCACAAAUUCCAAGCGCUUACAGGUCCUGAAUUCCUUGAAAAGAACCAAAGGAGUGCAAAGGUUGUUCGAAAAAAUCUGAAUGUUCUAUCCGUCAGCGCAGCGCGAACCCUACCGAAGGAAGUAGGGCGACAAAAAAAAUUGGUUGGUGUGAAAGCGGGAGAAGUACGCAGUCACAGGAAACUUCCCAUCAUUGCGAAGGGUGCUACAUCAAGGGUUCACAACGACGCUGACAAACAUUUAUUUACGAAGAAUUCGGAUGCAGAUUUUGAUCAAGAACUCGGCGAUGCGGAGGUAUCCGGGCGAGUAGCAAAGCUACUACGACUCAUUGCAGCAUCUGUAGAGCCUAUGAACAUAGAUCAGCUUAUAGAGAGCAUAGAAUCGCAAUCAGUCGCUAGAAGACAGUCGAAACAAAACCGCUCAGCUAAUCUUUCGCUCCCGGUGAACUUGGAUUCAGGAGUCAGCCCGUUGUCACCACUGAAACAUGACAUGGAGCUGAAAGCUGAGCUAUCAACAUCUCAUAAGGAGUCAUUCCCUUUGAAGGUUGGUACCCAUUUAGUAGCGCGCCAGCCUGUUCUAUCUGCCCAAAAAGUUCAAAUAACGCCUCGUUUACUAAAUGUUAGAGCUCUCAAUGCGAGAAAGUCAAAUCGAUCCAUCAAGCAAGAGCCAUCAGUGAAACGCAAACAGUCUCCACAAAGCAAGUCAAGAGCUGCACCAACACACUACUCGCCCAAAGCUAUACCCUCAUCAUCAACAUUGCUAAGAAUCUCUCCAUCAUCACCUUCAAAAGAGCCUACAGUUCUUCGGAAAGUUCUUCACAGAGCUGAAGCCUCACUCUCCCCAAUGCCUUCUCUUCAUUCAAAAAGGUCCGUUUUUCAUGCAGUUUUUCACAAAAACAGUUCAUAA
This is a messenger RNA of Cooperia oncophora, 4008 nucleotides long. NCBI's taxonomy places the organism in Eukaryota, Metazoa, Nematoda, Chromadorea, Rhabditida, Trichostrongylidae. The record is from the annotation of a GenBank genome assembly.